AUGAGAAGUCUCUUAAUUUUUUUACCUAAUAAGCUUUACAAAGAAAAGCCAGGGUACAUGUUUGGUAAAGUGGUAUAUGAUGAUCAUACAGGAGUCAAAAAAUUUUAUGUCAUUGGUAUAUGUAAAAUAGACAAUUUAGAAACAAUAAAAUAUGCUGAUAUAAUUGGAUAUUAUUCUGGCAAAGAACAGAAACGAGGAUAUAUAGAUAAAAAAUAUUUAGACUGGAUUAAUAUAUGUUUACAUCCUACAUUUUCCUCCAAAGUAGAUAUUUAUGAUUACAGUAUAAAAGGCAUUAUUGUAAACAAUAAAAAAAUUUCUACUUUGCAUUUUCAUACAGUCAUUAUAGUGUAUGAUCAGUCAGCGCUUAAAGAAACAGAAUUAUUUGUACAAAAGGCAGUGUCUGGAGAUCACUUUUACGAAUUAAUGAAAAUUGUACAAAACAAACAAAUUGAAAAAGAAAUACAAAAAAAAGGAAAAUGUACUUAUAUAAAAGAAACUUUACUUGUGUAUCAUAUGUUCUUAUAUUUUUAUCCAGUUUUUUUCCUUGCUAAAAUAACUAAUAAAUUAUUACCAAUUUUAAAAUACUCUUUUCUUGGCUUACAUGUUAAUGGAUGGUUGGAGAAUGUUAAAUGGAUGUUAAUUGCUAUAAUAAAAAACAAAAAGUUUACUUUGAAGACUGGUAACUAUGUUUUUGCAUUGAUAAUAGAUAUGUUACUAGGAAUUUCUAUAUUACAAUUAUUAUUACAUUACUUUGAAUAUACAUCUUCAUCUCAAAUACUGUUAAACAAUGCAGAGAAAGUGGUAACAUUUUUAAAAGAUUUAAUUAAUUGGUUAAUGGGUAUACCAGCUGGUUUAAAAUUAAAUCAUGCUUUAAACAAUAUGCUUGGAAAAUUUUUUUUAUAUCAUAUAAAUAUGUGGUGGACAUUCUUAAUAUUUAUGAAACCUGUAAUGGAUUUUACAUUUGAAGUAUUGGUAUUGUUUGGAAAGCUUGGUAUUACAUUUCAAAUAGCAAUAGCAGCUGAUCUUUUAGCACUUGUCAGUUUCCAUGCUUAUUGUAUUUAUGUAUAUGCAGCAAGGCUUUUCAAUAUCCAAUUAAAGGGUAUUACUGCUUUAUUUAGACUAUUUUUGGGUAAAAAAAAGAAUCCAUUGAGAGAAAGAAUUGAUUCUUGUCAAUAUAAAGCUGAUCAGUUAUUUGUAGGAACUCUACUAUUUACUAUUUUACUCUUCCUUAUGCCAACAACUUGGGUUUAUUAUGUAGUUUUUACCAUGCUUAGAUUAGCAUUAAUUAGUUUUGGAGGUUUAUUGACAAGAAUGAAGUUUUAUUUUCAAACUAUGCCUGUGUAUGCAUUUUUUAAGUGGUUAUUCCACUCCCAUAGUACAUGCAGUAUUGUUAAUAUUAAGGUAUAUUCGCAUAAAACAGAAGGACCAAUAGUCUUAAUAAUGACAAUGGUUGUAGCAUCAUGGCAUUAUACAUGGAAUAAAUGCAUACCAGACACAAUUAUUCAUCAUCCACCUAUAGAAUGGAGUAAAAUAAUAAAUAACAUAGUAUGGGGAGAAUUGUUAUAUCCAUUAUAA
Molecule: messenger RNA, 1575 nt
Organism: Eufriesea mexicana
Lineage: Eukaryota; Metazoa; Arthropoda; Insecta; Hymenoptera; Apidae
Gene: PIG-Q
Product: phosphatidylinositol glycan anchor biosynthesis class Q
Exons: 5
Coding region: 1-1575 (524 amino acids)
Biological process (GO): GPI anchor biosynthetic process
Cellular component (GO): membrane; endoplasmic reticulum
Source: RefSeq, a predicted model, not a curated record